AUGAAUGCUCCAGUUGAUCCAGAAGAUCCAGAAGGGAAUGAUCAAACUAAAUUAUUAUUAGAAAGGAGUGAUAGCGAAAAAAGUCAACACAGCCAAAAAAGAUAUACUAAAGGAAGUCGUUAUGAUAGUAAAAUGGUGGCAGAGGAUUAUAAUGAUUUAAAUGAAUCAAUUUAUAUUGAAUUAUUAAAUAACAAUGAUAAAGACGAUAACAAUUAUAAAAAUAAUGAAAAUUAUAAAAAUGACAAUUUUAAUUAUUAUUAUAAAAAAAGUGGGUAA
This is a messenger RNA of Entrophospora sp. SA101, 276 nucleotides long. The record is from the annotation of a GenBank genome assembly. Lineage: Eukaryota; Fungi; Glomeromycota; Glomeromycetes; Entrophosporales; Entrophosporaceae.